Molecule: messenger RNA, 1029 nt
Organism: Rotaria socialis
Lineage: Eukaryota; Metazoa; Rotifera; Eurotatoria; Philodinida; Philodinidae
Source: the annotation of a GenBank genome assembly
AUGUUGAAUACGAAUGGUAAUAACCGAUACGGCUCGUCUUCAUCAUCUCAUGGACGACACCUAAAUUUACCGGCUACGGAUGACAGCGAUUCAACACAGUAUUCAGUACCAGCUACUGACCUAUUACCUGCUGGUAUCCCGGAUAUGACAGAUCAACAAAUUAAUGGUCUUAUAAUUUAUCCAGCUAAUCAAAUUGCAAUAGCAACAUUAAUGCGAUAUAUUUUCAUAUUUAUCCUGAUGUCUCUCAUUAUUCAUCUAUUUUACACUUCGAUCGUAUUGGUAUACAUAUUUUAUCAAAUAAGCAAUCGUGAGCAUAGGCCUGGUCAACAAGCUGAUGAUCCUGGAUUAUAUUAUUUUGAUUUACUCAUGAAUUUUUUGUUUCGGCGGAAUCAAAAUGCUCCAACUCAUGCAAAUGAUCACGCUUUUAGAUUCUCCUUAACAGUGACACUUGCCGAUGGUGAUGGCGAUGAAGCAUUCGCAAUUCAAGAUACACGAGCUCAUGACUAUGAAAUUUUGACAAGUCUAAACAAUUACCGACGUAUCUAUGUUAUAAUAAUGAAUGAAAACGCACAUAUCAAUGAGGAUGCAACUCUAUAUGAAAAUAAUGCUGAUACAAUAUUGUCCGAUAUGGUGAACACUACUAGUACAAGACAAAGCGAGGUUGAUGGUUUAGAAUAUGGCAGGCAUCUUCUGAAUUCAAUUGCAUCGUCAGAUAUGGCUCACUCAAAUGAUAUUGAUGAUCAAGAAGAUAGUAAUGUUAGUUCAGAUAGUGAUUUUGGCGGAGAUAAUUUAUGUGACCAGAAUGAACGAAGAGAUGCAAUAGUAACAAAUCAUGAAAAUCUGGAUGAUGCUCAAAAUUCUCCUUUAUCAUCUAAUGAAGCAACUGAAAUUCCAAAAACUGUUAGAAGUCAAAGUGAAGCUUCUGUGCAAACAAUAGAAAAUGCAUCUCGUUCAACUGGUAUAAACGAUUCUAAGCAUACACCUGACAUUGUAUCUGAUUCUCAAUCAGAUCGUACGGACGUCAAUUAA